Molecule: messenger RNA, 1185 nt
Organism: Parnassius apollo (apollo)
Lineage: Eukaryota; Metazoa; Arthropoda; Insecta; Lepidoptera; Papilionidae
Source: the annotation of a GenBank genome assembly
AUGCAGACAUUUUUAAAGACUUUAGGGUUAAAAGAGUCUACUGUAAGAUGCUGGGUGGCAUCUUCUGAGCAUGGGAUAGCAAAAACUAUUACUAAUGACAUCAAUGAAGAACGAACUAUCAAGAAAGAUGACGUGGCUUUUCUCAAACAAUUUUUUGCUUCGUUGCCUAAAAUGCCAUCGCAUUAUUGCAGAGCGAGUACAUCAAAACAAUACUUAGAGCCGAUUAUUGAUGACAAAACCGCGUUGUACAGAUUGUAUACCAUAGAGUGUGAAAAAACUGAAAGAGCUCCUCUCAGCCGCUGGACCCUUUGCAAAGUAUUUGAUGAGCUAAACCUGAGCCUGUUUACACCAAAAAAGGAUCAAUGCGACACUUGCUGCUCACACAAAGUGGGAAAUAUAACGGAUGAUAAAUAUAACGCUCAUAUACGCUUAAAGGACAUGGCCAGAAAUAAAAAAUUAAGGGAUAAAGAUAGAGCUCAACAAUUCGGUGAUAUACAUAUUUUUACGCAUGACCUACAAGCUGUCAAGUUGUGUCCUCAGUUACAGGCCAGUGCUCUUUAUUACAAAACUAAACUCUGCGUAAAUAAUUUCACAAUGUAUAAUCUAGAAACCAAAGAUGUCUACUGCUACUGGUUCGAUGAAACAAACGCUGGUCUAACAGCUUCUGUAUUUAUUUCAUGUAUCAUACACAUACUGAGAACUUUAGAGCAAAAAUGUGUUCCUAUUAUCCUUUUUUCUGAUGGUUGUACGCCACAGAAUAGGAAUAUUUUCCUUAGUAAUGCACUUUUGCAAUUAACAAUAGAAAAAAAUGUCAUAAUCGAACAAAAGUUUUUGGAAAAGGGACAUACGCAGAUGGAGUGUGACGCAGUGCACAGUUCCAUCGAGCAGAAAACCAAAAAUAAGGAGAUCUUCCUGCCCUCUCAAUAUGGAGUACUCUCCAAGGAAGCUAGACCUAAACAGCCUUAUAUAGUUGAGUAUUUGAGUUACGAGUUUUUUGAGGACUACACUCAAAAGAAUACAUUUGUUUAUGACUCUAUACGGCCAGGUCGAACAACCAACGAUCCUACUGUCACAGACUUAAGAGUGUUACAAUAUAACGCUAAUGGAAUAAUUAAGUACAAAUUAAGCUUUGAUGCAGAAUAUCAAGAGUUGCCUUGCGGCAGAACUCUACUUGAUGAUCCCUGA